GGGAAAUGAUAGGGAGGGAGGAAACCUACAGGCGUAAAGCCGCCGCUUCGUGUCGACGCGCCCCCCUCGCGACCUCCAUCCUCCAUCCUCGCCCCCCCUCGUCUCCGUACCAGGACCUCGCGCGCAUCUCGCCCGCCCCUCCGCUCACUCGCCUAGGUCUAGGGUUCCGGCGGCCGAUUCGGGCCGAAUUGGGCCGCGCGGCGGCGGAUCAGGGGUCGGAGGCGCGGGGGAGAUAUGACGGGGAAGAAGCGGAAGGCGGAGGCGGCGCGGCUGGACGAGACGGACCGGGCCAUGUACGGCGCGUUCCGGGGCGCCGCCAACUCGCUCUCGCAGCUCUACACGCUCGCCAUGGGCGGCCAGAAGCUCUCCUUCCAGGCCGGCGAGCGCCACGCCAUGGAAAAGCUGUAUGAAUGGAUCUUAAGACAGCAUGAAAAUGGCUUGAGGCUGACAGUGGGUGAUAUAGCCUCGCACGUCCAGCAUGAGAUUCAGUAUGGAGGCGACAAUCCGUUGGCCUCUCCAAGAUCACAAUAUGCAAGCCAAAGCACUCAGGCUACCGUGCAUAUGCCCAACACAAGCAGCCAGCAACCAUCUGCGAGCUUAUUUGCACUAGGAAACCCAGGGUUGACGCAGCCCAAGAACUCGGCGGUCUUUUCCAACGCACUAUCCAGCCCCGUGCGCCGGGGCCUGCAACCAUACCAUCUGGAUCAGGGUGGGGAUGCAGGCUACUUUGCGAACGGCUUGGCCCGCGAGCCGAAUCCCACGGCUUCAAACGACUCAUCCAUGGACAUGCAUUCGGACAGCCCAGCUCACGACUCCUCCUGAGCAGUGCUGCUACACAGAGAUGGAAGAACAGCAUGCACAUCCAGUGAAGGGACAAACUGGAAGAACAGCAUAUCCAGUGAAAGAAAGAACUGGCCGCGAGAUGGCUGUCGUCACCGAUCAAGUAGGACUAUUCAAUUUAACCCCCACCCUCCAUAGCCUGUUAUAUGCUAUAAGCAAUGUCUUAUGUUUGUCACUCCUCUCCUGCUUAGUCUGUUGCUUUGUCAAGAUACUGUGUAACCUUUGUGGGCCUGUGUUUUCUUCUGGGUAAAAUUGUAAAACUUUAUUUAUCUGUGCAUAUUACUGUCGGUCUGUUGUCAAGUGUUUGGUGGCAAAUAGCCGAGAAAGAAAAACCUAUCAACAGUA
Molecule: messenger RNA, 1185 nt
Organism: Hordeum vulgare subsp. vulgare (domesticated barley)
Lineage: Eukaryota; Viridiplantae; Streptophyta; Magnoliopsida; Poales; Poaceae
Exons: 3
Coding region: 235-822 (195 amino acids)
Source: RefSeq, a predicted model, not a curated record